Eleginops maclovinus (Patagonian blennie) is the source of this 3254-nucleotide messenger RNA. RefSeq names its product sodium-dependent phosphate transport protein 2B-like. The transcript has 13 exons. Gene Ontology annotation, molecular function: sodium:phosphate symporter activity. The record is from RefSeq and is a predicted model, not a curated record. Gene Ontology annotation, biological process: sodium-dependent phosphate transport; intracellular phosphate ion homeostasis. Lineage: Eukaryota; Metazoa; Chordata; Actinopteri; Perciformes; Eleginopidae. Gene Ontology annotation, cellular component: vesicle; brush border; apical plasma membrane. Bases 127 to 2085 code for a protein of 652 amino acids.
GUGAACGGUGCACAUCACAUUCUCCUCUGCCCUCCACACACUCCAACCUCCAACCUUUCACUCUACCUGCGUGGAGGAAUCAUUUCUAAACCUGAAGCCCAGGUGAGCUCACCACAGUCAGGGAGCAUGGACUCGCUCGGCCUGCCACAGCCAAUGGCUGCUCAAAACAAUUGUGAGGAAGGCGACAAUAUUAGGAAUGACAGCAAGAGCAAAGAGGUCAAAGCGAGCCUUGCACACUCCACUGUGGCUUUGGUUGAGAAGGAGCCUGAGGAAAUAGACCCGUGGGACCUGCCGGAGCUGAAGGACACAGGGAUCCCAUGGUCAGCUUUGGAUACCAAAGGGAAGGUGUUGAGAGUUUUGGUGUCGGUGGGGAAGUUUAUCCUGCUGCUUGGUUUCCUUUACAUCUUCAUAUGCUCUCUUGAUCUCCUCAGUUCAGCUUUCCAGCUUGUUGGAGGUAAAACUGCGGGGGACAUCUUUCAGGACAACACGGUUCUGUCCAAUCCUCUGGCUGGUCUGGUCAUCGGUAUCCUGGUCACCCUGCUGGUCCAGAGCUCAUCCACUUCCUCCUCCAUAGUGGUCAGCAUGGUCUCCUCUGGAUUGUUAUCCGUCCAGCUGGCCGUUCCUAUCAUCAUGGGCACCAACAUCGGCACCUCUGUGACCAACACACUCGUCGCCAUGACGCAGGCUGGUGACCGCAGCACCUUUCGCAGGGCCUUUGCAGGGGCCACAGUUCACGACUUUUUCAACUGGCUCUCCGUGCUGGUUCUGCUUCCCCUGGAGGUCGCCAGCGGAUAUUUGUAUGAGGUCACAAAGCUCAUCAUCGACUCCUUCCAAAUUCAGAGUGGAGAGGCCCCGGACCUUUUAAAUGUGAUCACUGAUAUCCUCACUGAGUCAAUUAUAGAGUUGGACCAGUCUGUCAUCAGUGGGAUUGCCACCGGAGACCCAGCAGCCAGGAAUAAGAGUCUCAUCAAGAAAUGGUGCCAAACCUUCACCAAUACAUCCUUAAUGAACGUCACGGUUCCUGGUCCAGAGAACUGCACGUCUCCGUCCCUGUGCUGGGUUGAUGGCAACUACACCUUUACACUGAAAAACAUUUCUGAAACGUACAACCUCCAAAAAUGUAAGCAUAUCUUUGUUAAUGUGAAUCUGCCGGACCUGGCGGUGGGUCUGAUCCUGCUCAUUCUCUCUCUGCUGGUGCUCUGCUCCUGCCUGAUACUCAUCGUUAAGCUGCUCAACUCCAUGCUGAAGGGACAGGUGGCCUCAGUCAUCAAGACGAUCCUCAACACCGAUUUUCCCUUUCCAUUCGCCUGGGUCACCGGUUACAUUGCCAUUUUUGUCGGCGCUGGAAUGACAUUCAUUGUGCAGAGCAGCUCUGUUUUCACUUCUGCUAUCACUCCACUUGUAGGUAUUGGCGUCAUCAGCAUAGAGAGAGCAUACCCAUUGUCUCUGGGUUCAAAUAUUGGUACAACCACCACAGCCAUCCUGGCAGCUAUGGCUAGUCCUGGAGACACACUGGCUAAUGCUCUACAGAUUGCUCUCGUACACUUCCUGUUCAACAUCUCUGGCAUCCUUCUGUGGUAUCCAAUCCCCUUCACCCGAAUCCCUAUCCGGUUGGCAAAAAGCCUGGGAAACAUCACAGCCUCCUACCGCUGGUUUGCUGCCGUCUACAUCAUCAGCUUCUUCUUCAUUUUACCGCUUUUCAUCUUCAGCCUGUCUCUGGCCGGCUGGAAGGUACUGGUGGGCGUGGGUGUUCCUCUAGUAGUCAUGCUGAUCCUCAUCAUAGUGAUUAACGUGCUGCAAAAAAGGAAACCUCGGUGCCUGCCUUCAGUACUGCGAUCCUGGGACUUCCUCCCUCUAUGGGCCCACUCCCUUGAGCCCUGGGACAAAGUGGUUGGUGUGUGUACCGCAAAAUGCUGUUGCUGCUGCAAAUGCUGCCAGCUUGCUGUUGAAGGGGAAAAACACAGUGAGAAAGAGUCUGUGGAAAAUAACAGCAAAUCACACAUAGCAGUGUAUGAUAAUCCUGCAAUGAGUGCAGAGAAGGAGGUGGAAAAUGAGCUUAAAAUUCUGAAAAUGUCCAGGCUUUGAGAUUUAAAAUAUAUAUUUGUGACUAUGUGUAUAUAAUGCAAAGAGGUGCAUUAGGAAUGGCACAAAAACCAAACACAUUCAGGCUAAUCUACUUAAAAUAUAUGUUAUUUUGUCAUAAUUAAAUGGUUUAAUAAGAAAUAUUAACUUGUAAGCGUAUCAAGAGCCAUACAAUAAAAGGGAAAAUGUCUUAAUGUUAUGAUUAAGGUCUGUGAACAAUAACAUCACCAGACUUAUUCUACAUCAUUUGGUUUUCUAACUUUAUUCUAAUACGCAGAAUAAUCUGCUGCUUAGACAGCUAUAAUAGGUGAGUCACAAUUUUACAUUUUUGAAAUAGUUAUUUCAUUUGAUGAGAUCGUGAGAUUACUAAAUGAAUUCAAUAUAAAUUAGGUUACCGGUAUUUAAUGCUAAAUCAAUAACUGGAGUUCAUAACAAACUGUUGUUUAAAAAAGCAAAACAAUGCAAAGGUGUUUUUAAAUUUUAUAUUAGUCAAAUGUGAACAUUCUGAGGAUGCCAUGGCCCUUCUGCACUACUAUACAGGAAAUACAGUAUCUCAGAAUAACAGCUGCACAAAAUCACAGGUUUUUUACUGUGUACAAGAGACAUUGAGAUCCUUAUCACAUCGUUUUAAGGUGUAAAAUAAUUAUUUUGUAAUUGAGACAGAUAAUCGUAUUCAAGGAAUAUGAAAUUUGAAAUUAGAUGACUGUGCAUCUGACUAAAUGUUUGUAACUCUUAAUACUUAAUCAUGAGUUUGUUAUUGUGUUGCCAUAGUAUCUAUAUGAACAUUUAAAAACAAAAUGUUAAUAAAUGAUACCUAAUUGAAAGUGUUUUCCACUCACCUGGCAGAAACCACUAGACUCAUCAUUUUGAAUGUUCCGUCAUUAGCUAAACCUAAUGUGUAUCUGAGCCUGGGUGUUGCUUUUCUGAGUAACAAUUAUGAUAAAGGGGAGAUAAUCAGCAUUCUCCUUAUCUCAAGUACCAUAAACAUUAUCACUAUUAAUAUUUUACAACCUUUCUAAUUGCUGUCUUUCAAAUACAGUUCCAAUUCUCCUGUUUAUGACUGUUUUUCCAGGAAUCUGUUGUGCUGAUGUGUCACUGUCACAUGUCAGUUAACCAAUUGCCAACAACAUGACAUUGAUAAUCAAUAUAUCAAUAUUGACGACAGCUGUGCU